GCCUGGUUGAAAAGCCCAAAAUCCAGCAUUGUUCAUAGCCCACCAAACAAUUAUAAUUUUUACUGAUUCAUUGACACUUCUAAUUAAUUCAACUCUGAAAAAUUAUACUCAGAGCAUCAGCGAUGACAAUUCACAUUGGUCUAACAAAAAUUGUGUCGACUAUGAUUAGCUAUGCAAAAUACGCAUUGCCUGCCGUGUUAAUGAUAUCCAUAUAGUUCAUUGACUAUGCUCGAACAAGUUGUAAUUUGUCGUGGAAGAUGCUUACAACGUGUUCGAUAAAAUGCCACACAGAAGUACCAGCAAUGAAUUAUCGGUAUUGCAUUUGGGUUUAUCGUUCAUUGGCUAUGCUUGAACAGUUGUAAUUUUUCAGGGAAGAUGCUUACAACAUGUUCGAUAAAAUGUCGCACCGAUAUUGCAAUUGGGUUUUGAUGUUGCAGCCUUGGGUCUUGGGGAAAAUGGAGAAUCAGAGUUCAAAAAUUUCAUGAACAAUUAGUGACUUUUGUGUUUCGACUGGCGAAUAAUGGCUUAUAAACUAGUGCAAAACCUUCUUUAUCGCCCAAAACAUCUUCCCAGGAAGCAAAAUAUGGCUAUGCAUCUGAGAGUAGUAUUUUAUCAUUGCUCUGAAGAUUCAAAUGAAGAACCUUUACUUUCUGAAUGGAAUGAGAAGGCAUUUCCAAAGCUAAUGAAAUUGACCCACUUGUUGAAAAAUGUGGAUUUGAUUGACGGAAGGCUUGUUAACAUCGAUGACAAUUCAAUAGUUGUUGAUGACUAUCUUGAACAAAGUAUGCAUACUUUUAAGUCGCUUUCCCGGGUCUUUCUUGGGUCUCCUACGAUGCAGCAAGCAUUAAAGAACGCAAAGGCUAUACCGCCUCUUUGUUUUAGUAAACCAAGCCAAAGAGAGCCAAUAACUGUGACUUCGAUAACCAAAGUUUGCAACUUCUUAAACAUUUCUGCUCAGCAGAGGAAGUUGGUGCGUCUAGCAAUAUGCCCACAGGUUACACAGCACCAGAUAUGGACUGGUGCACUUGAGGAGGUACUGAUAGGAUUGAAAUCAGAGAUUGAAUUUCUGAGUCAUCAUUGUCCAACCAAAGGGACAAGGAUGGGUCUGCAAAUAGUCUCUAGCUGUCUGAAGUUCUUAGAUGCUGCUAAUUCUUAUGAUCCCAACUCCACUUCUUGGAUGCGCCUUAAACCUUCAAAAGUCAAUGAUUCACCAGUUUCGGAUAAAUGGGAAGAUAUUCUUGAGAUGUUCAAUGACCUUAUGAAUUGCUUGAGAAAUGAAAAGGAGUCACUUCUUCAUUAUACGAAGAUUGAGAUCAUGAAAGAGGGGCUUUUUCAGAUUAGGGAUGUGUUGAUAAAUAAGAAUAUUGGAUACAAGGAGAAUCGGCAUCAAGAAAGUUUAGUUCAGAAGAAGCUAACGAAGUUAUUGGGUCAUUCAUCGAGAUGCUUGUUCACGCUUCUAUUGUACUAUCUCUAUGGCAGUGUUGGAGAUAUUGGAGUAGAGAUUUGUGGUGGGAUUUAUGAGAGUGGUGGUGACGGCGAUUACAAGUUUUGCUUGUGUAUGGGGAAGAUUUUGACAUCGAAUGAGGACAAGAUGGUUCAAGGUGGUAUGAAGCAAUUGGACAGGGCUCUUCGGCUAUUCAAGUUUGUACGUGAAACGGCAGGAAUGAAAGGAGAUUUGGAGCUGCAAGGCCAUUUAUGGUGUGUUGCGACUGAGGACAAUUCUCUUACAUUCAGAGGAAAUAGGUUCUUCGUACAUGGGAUGAGACUAUAAUCUAAGAGCAUCUCUGUAAAAGAGUUUUAUGUGGGUUAUGCAGUAUUGCAAUUUGCAUUCAUCAGUCACUUCAUGCAAGUUGAAAUCAAGGCAUGUUUUUUUAAGAUCUUGUUACUUGAUACUUGUCAAAUUUAACACAAAUAAUGUCCCAACUAUUAUGUCAAAAUCAGUGAUUAUAUGCAAGUCAAA
Molecule: messenger RNA, 1960 nt
Organism: Camellia sinensis
Lineage: Eukaryota; Viridiplantae; Streptophyta; Magnoliopsida; Ericales; Theaceae
Product: exosome complex exonuclease
Source: RefSeq, a predicted model, not a curated record